CAUCUGCAAGUAGUAAAGCGGCAUCAACUAGUUAGUUCUUACCAACUAAAACCGCUCCGAUGUCAUAGUAAAUUGUUGGCGUCAAAAUCAACUGCAGCAACAGUCCUGCAGGGCUAACGGAAGAUUCGGCCUAUCGCCAAGUACAUUCAAUCGUUACAUAUCGGCCAAAUCUUGCUGUAUACGGAUUAGGAGUGCGGAGCGCAUAUGGAAGUUGCCAUGGCAGGUCUCGCGGGCAUCGCUCGCAGCGCCCCGCUACUCAGGGCUGCGGCCUCAAUAGGUCUCCCAAGGUUCUGCACGACAACAACUCCUUCGUAUGGUCGCACUUCCGUAUACGUAAAGGAGGCGCUGGGCAUCCUCGAUUUCGACCCGCAGGUUGAGAAAGCCAUUCUGAAUCCCGACCGUGAAGUCAAGGUCAAUCUCGUGGUGCCGAUGGACAAUGGCGAGGUCAACAUGUACGACGCCUACCGCGUGCAGCACAACAACGCGCUGGGGCCUUUCAAGGGCGGCAUCAUAUUCCACCCUGCAGUCAACUUGGAGAACAUGCGCAGCCUGGCCUCCCUGAACACUUGGAAGUUCGCGCUGCUCAACGUGCACUUCGGCGGCGCCAAGGGCGGUGUGGCGGUGGAUCCGCGGGGGCUCAGCGAGCGGGAGGUGGAGAAGCUGACACGGAAGUAUGUGCAGGCCCUGCAGGAGGUGAUCGGCCCCCGCACCGACAUCCCCGCCCCCGACAUCAACACCGACGAGCGCCACAUGUCAUGGAUCUUCGACCAGUACUCCCGGCUGCGGGGAUUCACGCCGGCUGCAGUGACGGGCAAGCCCGUCUGGCUGCACGGCAUCGUGGGUCGCGAGUGCGCGGGCGGGCGGGGCGCCGCCUACGCCAUCCGCGAGUUCCUAACCCGCACUCUGCGUCGCAAGGUGGCGGGGUGCAGCUUCCUGGUACAGGGGUUCGGCAAGCUGGGCAGCUGGACGGCGCAGGUGCUGCAGCAGGAGAUGGGGGCAAAGAUCGUGGGUGUUUCGUGCUCCGAAACCGCGGUGUACAACGAGAACGGACUGGACGUGGCGGCGCUGCGGGAGCACGUGGUGGGGGGCGGGCUGCUCAAGGACUUCCCGGGGGGAACAGGCGUCCCCAACGACGACUCCUUCCUGGACCUCCCCGCGGACGUGUUGGUGCCCUGCGCAGUGGACGGAACCAUCCAUGCGGGCAACGCAAGCAGGUGCCUGCACUUCAAGGCGGUAGCGGAGGCCGCCAACUCCGCGCUCACGCCCGAGGCUGACUCGCUGCUGCGGGCGGCGGGUGUUCCGGUGCUGCCCGACCUGCUGGUGAACGGGGGCGCAGUGGUGGUGUCGUUCUUUGAGUGGGUGCAGAACAACCAGAACUUGCAGUGGGAGGAGGACGCCGUACGACGAGAGCUUGACAGGUACAUAACCGACGCGUACGACGCACUGCUCCGGGAGCAGCAGCAGUACGGCAGCGGAAUCUCCCUGCGUACGGCGGGCUAUCUGGUGGCCCUCAAACGUCUUCAGCGGGCAGAGCAGGUCCGAGGGCACUCGUAAGCUACAAGAUGUGGUGGUGUGCCGUACAAGGUGUGCUGUACAAGGAGAUGUGCCGUAGAGGGAGGUGUGCCGUACAUCCGUUAUGCUGCUAGCUUGCCUGCAUGGCACUCUGGUAACGACCAAUGUUAUCAUUUUUUCCCGAGGCUUGUGUUCGUAUAGCACAUAUAUCUUUUAUGAUAUGGGCUAUACGAACGCUAAAUUGGCGAGGAUUUCGGUUGAGUGGUUGACGAGGGGUAUAGUCUUGGCGGUGGUCGCGUUGUUAGGUGGUAAGAACCUGGAGGGUCCAGCGGAGUCCGCCGGAUUUGGUGCGAGGUUGCACACCGCUAUGGAAGUGUAUCUUUUUCAGGACCCACAGUGAACAUAAUGUCCUCGUUUAGGGCAGGAGCAAUUUAAGGAAGAUAACGUGUUUGGGGGUUGCGGCGGUUGAAGUUUGUACGGUGUUGGGGUGCAGCGUUGACUUCGGAGGUGCCAGCAGUUGUGGUACCGGUGGGUGUGGCGGGAUCCGGUACCCGCAUAGUGGUCUAGGCUGUAGCGAGUGGCAGAUUGUUGAGGACGGGUGUUGAGCAUGAAGGGCUGGCUUGUUAUCUUCCAG
Messenger RNA from Astrephomene gubernaculifera, 2146 nucleotides. The record is from the annotation of a GenBank genome assembly. Lineage: Eukaryota; Viridiplantae; Chlorophyta; Chlorophyceae; Chlamydomonadales; Astrephomenaceae.